This is a messenger RNA of Darwinula stevensoni, 453 nucleotides long. NCBI's taxonomy places the organism in Eukaryota, Metazoa, Arthropoda, Ostracoda, Podocopida, Darwinulidae. The record is from the annotation of a GenBank genome assembly.
UACGUGUUCUACUCGUAUCGGUACGGGACGUCGACGGCGAGGUGGUUCGCCGACAUGAACUACUUGGUUCAUGCCUUCAUGUACACGUACUUCACGUUCAUCGCGAUCGGGUACAGGGGACUUCGCCGGGUCGCGUUCGGCAUCACCGUCCUCCAGAUCCUCCAGAUGUUCAUGGGGAUCUUCGUGAAUUUCUACGCCGUGUACGCGAAGGUCGCGGGAUACGCCUGCCAGGUCCCGAGCCAGAAUCUCUUCUGGGCCAGCGCCAUGUAUGCGUCCUAUUUCUUCCUCUUCGUCCAGUUCUUCGUCUCCUCCUACAUCAAGAAGACUCACAAGGCGGACGCGAGGGCCAAGAUGGUCAAGAUGGUCUCCGCCAAUGGCUUUCACGACGUGAAGUCGACGCCUAAGACUUACGACUUCACGGGCAGCAAAUUGAAAGAUGAUCACAUCGAUUAG